Molecule: messenger RNA, 1254 nt
Organism: Exophiala spinifera
Lineage: Eukaryota; Fungi; Ascomycota; Eurotiomycetes; Chaetothyriales; Herpotrichiellaceae
Exons: 3
Coding region: 1-1254 (417 amino acids)
Cellular component (GO): SUMO-targeted ubiquitin ligase complex
Molecular function (GO): ubiquitin-protein transferase activity
Source: RefSeq, a predicted model, not a curated record
AUGCCUUCUGCUGCUACUUUGUCUCUGAGCAACUUCCUCAACUCGGCGGCCUCCUCUUCCGCAAGUCGAAAGAGGUCUCACGCAGAAGCUACCAGAUCGCAAACCCGAAGCCUAACCCCAGAGGUACCAGCGAAACGCCGCCGCUUGAGUUCCAUGUCUUCUUCUCCUUCCAGCCUUUUCUCGGGUUCGCCUCCACCUCGGCCUACCACUACAAGAUCAGAACGUGCCGGAUAUGACCAUCGAAGGCCCGCAAUGUCUACACGCCUCAACAGACUAUCGCAAGCACCGGACGAAGGUACUAUCGAUUUGACAGGCGACGAUAGCGAUGUCACCACCGUCACAGAUUCCUCCCCACGACCUCCCACAAGACGGCCAGCCCGACCAGCCCGACCAGCCCGACCAGCCCGAGCCCAAUCCAGCGACAAUAGAGCCCCUCGGGCCCCUCCAUUCUCGCAACGACGGACACAUCAGCAUCACGAUGUCAUCGAUUUAUCAGAAGAGUCGGAUUUUGAGAUUGACGAUUUCACUGUCGAGAACGACACCGAAUCAGUACGGUCUGUCCAUACACUAGCCUCAAGUCCAGAAGUCCAGUUCCUACGAGAGCAACCGGCUCCCCCAGGUAGUCGUCGACCUGAUCCCCCACAGCCAACUCGGCGUAACCCAAGCCCACGACACUUGGAUGGAGGCGGGCCUUUCGGGUAUCUUCCAGAUUUGUUCAGAAGAGGGACACAAUUCAUGUUUGGGAUGGGACCCAAUGCCUACGACCAAGUAUUUCAAGAUCAUUACGGUGGUGACAGGCUGGUAGAUUUGAGGGCGGACGAUACCGCACGAGGGAAUGACGAUCCUGCGGAACUCACCAUCCAGAUGGACUAUCGGCGACCUGCUUUUGCCCUGCAAGCAUUCACAAUGCUUGAUCGCAGUUCGGAAACUCCGCAGGUGGUGGACGAGCCCUACAAAGCUCCGCCACCCCCUCGAGAUGGAUUCAUCCGAACGUUCAGCGAAGACGAAGUCGUCCUAUGUCCUCGCUGUGGCGACGAGUUGGCAGUAGGCAAAGACGAUACGAAGCAGCAAGUCUGGGUUGUGAAGAGUUGCGGACACGUAUACUGUGGAGAUUGCGCAUCCCAGCGAGCGGCGAAAGCAACACCCAGGAAAAAGCCCAAUUCCAAAGCUUCCCAGAAGUUGGAAAAGUGCGUGGUAGACGAUUGUACCAGCAAGCUGACUGGCAAGAUGGCCAUGUUUCCAAUCUAUUUGUGA